AGUGUUCAUCAAUAUACACACUUUAGCUUCAUUGCUUCAACCAUGGAGAGUCGGUAUCCCCGGGCCUUCUACUACCUUUAACCGUCGUCUUCUUUAUCUUCUUCUUCGUCCCUCAGUUCACUUAUGCUUCCGAAAAGGAAUACGUUCGACAGCCCCCCGGGUGCAUCAUCUUCACCAAGCAUGGCCGGUCAGAGUCGGAGCCUCAACAGGUGCAUGUUUCGCUCGCCGGUAGCGACUACAUGAGAGUAACAUGGGUUACGGACGACCACGAGGCGCCUUCGACCGUGGAGUAUGGCAUGUCUCCGGGACAAUACAACGCCGUGGCAAGAGGAGAGAAUACUUCCUACACGUUCUUUUUCUACUCCUCCGGCAAAAUCCACCACGUCAAGAUCGGGCCGCUAAAGCCAGGGACGACCUAUUACUACCGCUGUGGUGGUUGCGGCCCGGAGUUCUCCUUCAAAACGCCGCCUUCCACCUUCCCCAUCGAAUUCGUGGUGGUUGGUGACCUUGGGCAAACGGAAUGGACCAAGUCGACCCUAGCGCACGUCGAGAGCAAGGACUACGAUGUCUUCCUACUCCCAGGUGACCUCUCCUACGCCGACUUCCAGCAGCCACUGUGGGACUCCUUUGGCCGCCUAGUUGAGCCGACCGCAAGCCGCCGACCAUGGAUGGUGAACGAGGGCAACCACGAGAUUGAGAUGAUCCCCAUCAUCUACCCCCACGGGUUCAAGGCUUACAAUGCCCGGUGGCUCAUGCCCUACGAGGAAAGCGGAUCUGAAUCCAACCUCUAUUACUCCUUCGACGCUGCAGGCGGCAGCAUCCACAUCAUCAUGCUGGGGUCCUACACCGAGUUCGACUCCGACUCAGCUCAGUACAAGUGGCUUAAACAGGACCUGGCCAAGAUCGAUCGCAAGAUGACGCCGUGGGUGAUUGUGCUACUGCAUGCGCCAUGGUACAAUACAAAUACGGCCCAUCAAGGGGAAGGUGAGAGCAUGAGGAAGGCGAUGGAAGAAUUGUUGUAUGGCGCACGGGUUGACAUCGUCUUUGCUGGCCAUGUUCAUGCCUAUGAACGAUUUACUAGAAUCUACAACAAUAAGGCUGACUCCUGUGGACCUGUGUACGUGACAAUUGGAGAUGGAGGGAAUAGAGAAGGUCUUGCAAUGUCGUACAAGAACCCACGUUCGCCUCUGUCGAUGUUUAGGGAGGCGAGCUUUGGACACGGAAGACUGAGGGUGCUCAACCAUACGCAUGUGCACUGGUCAUGGCACCGCAACAACGAGACCGACUCCGUGAUCGCCGACGAGGUUUGGCUAGAUAGCCUGAGCGCCUCAAGUACUUGCAUGGGACAACAACCAUCUUCACUCAGGGAUGAACUUUGAGCACAAACGUGACCACGAUAGAGAUACUUAGGUUCAGCAUCAGUCAAAUUGCGUGUUUGGUGGGUGUGGGUUGAUAUGUUGAAAGGUCCCAAAAAAUUUAGUCGAAUUGCAUGUUUGGCAAUCUUUCUUUUUCCUUUGAAUUCCUUUGUAGAUACAGUUUCUUGUAAUUAGAUGGGAUUUUCACCCUUUGUCAA
Molecule: messenger RNA, 1573 nt
Organism: Eucalyptus grandis
Lineage: Eukaryota; Viridiplantae; Streptophyta; Magnoliopsida; Myrtales; Myrtaceae
Product: purple acid phosphatase 22-like
Exons: 5
Coding region: 240-1379 (379 amino acids)
Molecular function (GO): metal ion binding; acid phosphatase activity
Source: RefSeq, a predicted model, not a curated record